Molecule: messenger RNA, 777 nt
Organism: Loa loa (African eye worm)
Lineage: Eukaryota; Metazoa; Nematoda; Chromadorea; Rhabditida; Onchocercidae
Exons: 6
Coding region: 1-777 (258 amino acids)
Biological process (GO): carbohydrate transport
Cellular component (GO): membrane
Molecular function (GO): sugar transmembrane transporter activity
Source: RefSeq, a predicted model, not a curated record
AUGUUCAGCGAGUUCUUCCACAAUUUAACGUUGUUACAAUGUCUCUCCGUCAGCGCCUUCAUCACUACUGUAUCACUUUUCUUCUGUGGAAUCCCAAUUUGUGUAAGUAUUUGGAAAAGACAAAGUACAAAAGAUAUCAGUGCAGUGCCGUUCUUAAUGGGUGUUCUCGGAGCAGUAUACUGGCUGCGUUACGGUUUAAUGAAAAUGGAUUACACAAUGAUUGCCGUGAAUGUCUUUGCCGCCACACUUAUGAGCUUAUAUCUUAUAUUUUACUAUUUUAUGACUAAGAAAAAGUUAUGGAUCUCGAUUGAAGUUUGUGCCGUGAUAUUCCUCAUAUCAUUGAUGCUUCUUUUGGUCCAAAUAUAUGAGCACGAUAUUUUCCAUCCUCUCGGCUUUACAUGCAUGACCUUUAACAUUUUAAACUUUGGCGCACCAUUAGCUGGUCUUAAAGUGGUAUUACGGCAACGAAGUUGCGAGACGUUACCAUUGCCAAUGUGCAUAGCCAAUCUUUUUGUUUCAAGUCAGUGGGCUUUAUAUGGUCUGCUGGUAUCUGAUGUUUAUAUUAUUACACCGAAUGCGAUUGGGAUGCUGUUGGCAAUGAUACAGAUAGGAUUGUUUCUAAUAUUCCCGAUGAAACAAGGGCGUCUUUCACCAGUACAACGGUGUUUCAAUCCUUCAUGCUGCGCUAUGGCAGCUUCCUCUUUCUCUUCUGAGGAAAACGGUUCGCAUUUCGAAUCCAAAUUAUUAUGGUGUUUAAAUAGUUAUGCACUGUUGUAG